Messenger RNA from Amphimedon queenslandica, 977 nucleotides. RefSeq names its product protein bud22-like. The record is from RefSeq and is a predicted model, not a curated record. Gene Ontology annotation, biological process: maturation of SSU-rRNA. The coding region runs from base 16 to 876 and encodes 286 amino acids. Gene Ontology annotation, cellular component: 90S preribosome; nucleus. NCBI's taxonomy places the organism in Eukaryota, Metazoa, Porifera, Demospongiae, Haplosclerida, Niphatidae. The transcript is spliced from 7 exons.
GCGUUGAAAAUAAAAAUGGAUGCAAGUGAGAGAUCUAAGGAUGAAGUCCUGUUGAAAAGAGGACUCAAGAGAGCCAAGUUGUUUCAGAUUCAGAAGUUAACGAAAAACAUAAGAUUAUACAAGAAUAAAAGAGGUAGUGAAGAACAGCUUGAGAAGAACAGAAGAAAGAGUGAGAGAUUUGCUCAAGAUUUAGAAACCAUUAAAGAUAUAGAUAUUACUAAAUUAUCAAAACUUCUCCUGUCAAAGGAUGAAGAUAUUUCUUCCAUCUUAACUACAAAGGAGAUGCCAGUAGAUGUCACUAAGAGAGCACAAUGGAGACUCCUUCACACAAAAGUUAUGAAAGAAACGUGUUUAACCAGCUUGUUUGAAAAUCCUUCACCUGUAACUGAUAAACCAGAAGAACUAAGUCAAAUGGAAGAUACUGACUCUGAAGAGAUUGAGGAAGAAAUGAACAAAGGGACUUUAAAUGUUGACAGCAGUGAAGAGCACGACAACAAUAGCAUUACUGAAGAGAGUUCUGAUGACAGUCAUAAAAAACAAAAGAAAGUAUUGCCUCAUCAAGUUCAAACUCUUUUUGUUGAAAGCCUUUCGAAAUCUAAUAAAGAUACUAGGAGAAUGAGCAGCACAAAGCAGGUGAAGUUUAUAAAGCAAAAAUCAGUCAAGAAAAAUCGUAUGGGCCAACGUCAAAGGCGACUAAUGUGGGAAUCUUUGUAUGGAGCUGGAGCUAAGCAUUUAAAAGAUGCUACCACAGUUAGAAAGAAGAAAAGAGGCAGCGAAUCUAGGCAUGAUAAAACAAAGGCUGAUAUCCAAUCUGAGAGCAAAGAUAAUUCUUCAAUUCAUCCAUCACGGGAAGCUAGUCGAAGGAGGAUGCUUUAGAAAAUGGCUAACAAUCAUUUAAAGGAAAACAUAUCAUAAUUGAUGACUCAGAUUAAUUAUAGCCAAUAUGUGUAGAUCUACUCUUGCAGGGGCUCCUGACU